This is a messenger RNA of Triticum turgidum subsp. durum (durum wheat), 1092 nucleotides long. The record is from the annotation of a GenBank genome assembly. Lineage: Eukaryota; Viridiplantae; Streptophyta; Magnoliopsida; Poales; Poaceae.
AUGCUCUCCGCUGCCUUCGCUGUUCACCCCGCCGCCGUCGCGUCGCAGCGGCAUUCGGUCCGCCAGCACCAGCAAUUCUGCGCUCCAAUCCGGACCGCGACGCCAAGGCGGCGGUUGCCAGUGGCGAUGCUUUCGGUCACUAACGCCGUUGCCACCCAGAGCCGCGAGAGCUCCCCCGCGGCGCCUCGCAAGCUCUCUUUCCCGAUACUGGUGAACAGCUGCACCGGGAAAAUGGGGAAGUCUGUUGCUGAAGCAGCUGUGUCUGCUGGUCUUCAGUUAGUUCCGGUGUCAUUCAGUGCAAUAGAGGUUCCUGAUGGAAAGCUCAACAUCUGUGACAGAGAUAUUCAUAUUCAUGAUCCAUCUGAAAGUGAACGUAUUCUCCGUUCCAUUGCUAAGGACUACCCAGAUAUGAUAGUUGUUGACUACACAGUGCCUGAUGCUGUUAAUGCCAAUGCUGAACUUUACUGCAAACUUGGCUUGCCAUUUGUAAUGGGCACAACUGGUGGAAAUAGGCAACUGUUGAACAAAACUGUGCAGGAUGCGAAUGUUUAUGCUGUGAUAUCUCCACAAAUGGGGAAGCAGGUUGUUGCUUUCCUUGCUGCCAUGGAAAUCAUGGCAGAGAAAUUCCCUGGUGCAUUUGCAGGUUACAAACUAGAGGUAAUGGAGUCUCAUCAAGCGACAAAAUUGGAUGUUUCUGGCACUGCCAAAGCUGUAAUCUCUUGCUUUCAGAAGUUGGGUGUCUCAUUCGACUUAGACGAGCAACGAGGUGUCCCUGCUCUGAUGGAUCCUAGGAGAAGAGCUACAUCAGAUGAUCCAGUUUGGAAUUAUGGGUUUUGGCCAGAUUUAGAGAGGAAAGAUUUACUCCAGUGUACAUUGUGUGGCAAGAUAGUCCAUGCUGGAGUGAGAAGGCUGAAGCAACACCUUUCUGGGGGUUGUAGUGAUGCAGAUAUGUGUCCCAAGGCAUCUACGGAGAUUAGGAUAGAGAUGCGCAAAUCCUUAAACACUAGAAAGUUUAAAGCUAUGGAGCGAUAUAUUGACGAGAAGGAUGAAGCUGAAGUUCAAAGGCGCCUUUCUGUCAUAUACAGAAGAUGA